AUCGAUUUAGUACCACGUUUUCGCGGUUCUGCUUGGCCGGCGUAACAUUGCCUUCGCCUUCUUCUUCUACUUCCGGAUGAACUCUUUUCCUCGUUUCCUGAGGUCUUGUUUCAAUCGUCUUGUGUGCUGAAUUGCCUUUUCGGUGCUGCUGCAUCCUCCCUCGUCUCUGUUGGUUUCAUUCUGUCGGCUUUGAUGUGAGGGCUUUGCGUUUUUGGUGCGAGAUCGCUUUAUCAUCAUCAUCGUCAUCGCAGUGCUUGCAUGGAUGGAUGCGUUGCAGCUGUCGUGCUUCCCUACUGUUUCUUCCUCGAGGGAGCCUUUCGCGUGUCCCUUGUGUUCCAUUCAUGCGCUAAUUGGGAGUCAUGCCGCGGGCUGUGGCGGUGUUCUGUAGAGCAUUGUGUUCUUUUCUGGCAUUUUACAAGUGUCUUGUGUAGCCGUGGAGGUGGCAGGGUUGCUAUGGUUUGCUUUAAUUUGUGGCAGCUCGAGAGGAAGUGACCUUGAAUUGUGGCAGCGGUUUUGCCUUGGCUUCAGAAUUACUUGGUGUUCGCUGUGAGAAGAGUCGAUGGAGCAAAAGAAAUAGUGGAGAAACUGCAAAUUCCCGACGUCGUCGCAAGUUGCUAGAACUCACCUUUUGAUCCUUUUCCAAGUGUCCAAAUUCCCGCAUCCUCCUUUUUAUUUACUCCAACGGGAAGGUUCAUUCCUGCAUUUGAAUGGAUUACAGUAGCUUCUACUAGUUGGUGCACUCGAGUUCUAUUCUCUUGUAUUACUUCGCAGCAAAAUUUGACAAUGCUGCUGCUAUUUAGAUCAAGGCUUGCCGAGUGAUAGUGAUAACCUCCAGAUUCAAGUUAUUUUCUAGUAGAUGAAGCAUUUGUAGCGUAAACAUCAUUGAUUGAGUUUCUGGAAGUAUCGAAUCAGGCGACUGUAGGAUUUUCCUCUUCUCUUCCCUCUCGGUGAGAUUCUGCUUUUGUAGGAUUUACAUUACGGCUUGCUAUUUCACUUCAGUCGUAUCCAAGGAAGAUUAUCUUCGCAGUCGUUCUUACAUGUGAGAUUAAAAGCUCUUGGAUCUCACGUCAAACCUAACUUGUAGCGAGAAAUUCACGCACCUGGCUGCCUGUAUCGAGGUUUAGCUUGAACAGCAGCAGGAGCAGGGAUGGGAGUCCCAGCUUUUUAUCGUUGGUUGGCGGACAAGUAUCCCCUGAUUGUGGUAGAUGUCAUUGAAGAUGAGCAGCAUGUUAUCGAGGGCGUGAAGGUUCCAAUUGACACAACUCAACCUAAUCCAAAUGGGCUGGAGUACGAUAAUCUGUAUCUUGAUAUGAAUGGCAUCAUUCACCCCUGUUUCCACCCAGAAGAUAGGGCUGCACCAAGCACGUUUGAUGAAGUAUUUCAGGUCAUAUUUGAGUACAUUGACCGUCUAUUCGCUAUGGUCAGGCCCAGAAAGCUCUUAUACAUGGCUAUAGAUGGUGUGGCACCACGGGCCAAAAUGAAUCAACAACGGUCACGGCGGUUCAGGGCUGCUAAAGACGCUGCUGAUGCGAGAGCAGAAGAAGAGAGGUUACGAAGGGAGUUUGAAGCUGAAGGACGGAUUAUUUCUGCGAAGGAGAAAUCUGCUCCUUUCGAUUCUAAUGUGAUUACACCUGGAACACCAUUUAUGGCAAGUCUUGCUACUGCCUUGCAUUACUACAUCCACUUGCGCCUUAACAACGACCCAGGUUGGCGUAAUCUCAAGGUAAUUCUGUCAGAUUCAAAUGUUCCUGGGGAAGGUGAACACAAAAUCAUGUCUUACAUACGACUCCAGAGAAAUCUACCCGGUUUUGAUCCAAAUACUAGACAUUGCCUUUAUGGUUUGGAUGCAGAUUUGAUCAUGCUUGCUUUGGCCACUCAUGAGCCCCAUUUUUCAAUCUUAAGAGAGGUUGUGUUUGCCCCAAAUCAUGCAGAAAAGUGUUUUCUGUGCGGACAGACAGGCCAUUUAGCCGCCGAAUGUGAAGGAAAACCUAAGAGAAAAAGAGGGGAGCACGAUGAGAAGGGUGGUGAACUGGAUACUGGACCUCGAAAACCUUUUCAGCUUCUACACAUAUGGCUAUUGCGAGAAUACCUGGAAUUUGAUCUAAAGAUAUAUGAUUCACCCUUUGAAGUCGACUUUGAGCGGCUCAUUGACGAUUUUAUAUUUAUGUGUUUCUUCGUUGGCAACGAUUUCCUCCCGCACAUGCCCACUUUAGAAAUACGAGAGGGGGCUAUCAACCUGCUCAUGGCCAUGUACAAGAAGGUUUUCAGGCAGAUGGGAGGCUAUCUGACUGACAAUGGCGAGGUGAAUUUACAUCGGGUUGAACUGUUCAUCCAAACCAUUGGAGCUCAAGAGGACUCCAUCUUCAUGAAAAGAGCACGCAUAAUUCAGAGGCAAGCGGAACGUCGAAAGCGUGAUCAGCAAUAUAAAGACAGGCAUAAACCAAGAGGGGAUGAUGCAGAGCCUAAUGUUGAUCCUAGUGUACUUUUCCCUGAACAAGAUGAGGAGGAUAACUUGGAUGAGCUGAAGAUGAGACUGAAAAACGCAAUGCGAGAUAAGGCAGAUGUUACCAAUGGAGGCGGGGAGAUUGAAGACACUGUUCGCUUAGGUGAACCCGGCUGGAAGGAGAGGUAUUACGAGGAUAAGUUUUCGGCGAACUCUCCAGAUGAGAUAGAGAGGAUCCAACAAGAUGUGGUUCUCAAAUACACAGAGGGGUUGUGCUGGGUUAUGCGCUACUAUUUCCAAGGUGUUUGUUCGUGGAAUUGGUACUAUCCCUAUCAUUAUGCUCCUUUUGCAUCGGAUCUGAAGGAUUUGGACCAACUGGAAAUUACUUUCUUCAUCGGAAAGCCUUUCAAACCGUUCGACCAGCUAAUGGGGGUGCUGCCAGCCGCAAGUGCGGAGGCUUUGCCAAUACAUUAUAGGCCGCUGAUGACAGAUUUGAACUCCCCGAUUGUUGAUUUUUAUCCAAGAGAUUUUGAAGUUGACAUGAACGGUAAACGAUUUUCUUGGCAGGGAAUAGCGAAACUGCCUUUUAUUGAGGAGGACCGUUUGCUCUCAGCAAUCGAGUUAGUAGAACAUACACUGACGCCAGCAGAGCAACGUCGGAAUAGCAUACUAUCAGAUUUGUUGUUUAUUUCGCUAAGUCACCCUCUUGCUACUCUUGUAAAAUCAUUUUAUGAACGCUACGCACAUCUUCAACCUCCUCACCGGUUUGAAGUCACUGAAGGAAUCGAUCCUGUAGCCAGUGGCGGAAUGAACGGAUAUCUUCAUUUGUGUGAAGAAGAGUGUUGUCCAUCUGUAAUCAGAUCACCUGUGAAGGACAUGCUGCAUAUCACCAAUAAUGAAGCAUUGACCGUUGUAUUCAGAAGUCCUCUCCCACAUAGACACAUCGCUAAACCUCCAAUAGGUGUUGUUUUCCCCAAAAAGACCAUUACGGAACAGGAUGUAAAGCUACAGCCCUUGUGGCAUGAAGAUCAUGGGCAAAGGCAAACUGUUCAAGAAAGGCCACCGGUUCAAGGAGCUCUCGGUGGAUUGGAGUUAGGUGCUGCAGCUCAUCGUCUUAUAGUAAACAGUCUUGGAAAUCGCUCCAAUACUACUGGUGGAGCUAUGCAGAUGAUGCAACGGCAGCAAGUUUACGAUAAGAGAGGGAACUCCCUAAAUCCCUCAACAAGUAAUCAGUACAGGCCGGCAGGUCCCCCUAGACCUGCUGGGCCCCCAGGACAAGAACAGGGCCCUUUUAAUUCAGCUGCUGCAGGAGCAAAAUCUCAUCAAGGUUUUGGUUACGGUCCAAGGGGGCAAGGUAAUUUUAAUGGAGCCGGAUACUCAGUUAGUGAUAGGCAACGUCAACAUGUGCUCAGGCAGGUCUCCCAACCACACAAUCCACAUCAAGUUGGACCCAGAGCUCCUCCUGUUCAUGGAAGAGCUGGUUUUAUGGGUAGGGGGGGGAAUCCUCAUUUCGGAGGUAACGCUGCCCAGGCCCCUGGUCCUUCGAAUGGACCCAUGCCUGGUCGAGGUGUAACUAUCAUGCAGCGGCAGACUACGACUCAUACAAUAGUGACCGUAGGCUCUUCGCAGAAUGGGUUCUCAGCCCUUGAUGGUCGUAGCGGAGCCGGAGGACCAGGGCGUGGACGAGAACAAAGUCGCUACUAGGUCGCAUAAUUUUCAAGCAGCAGUUUCGUACUCACAAGGCUGCUGUCGAAAAUGAAACCUUAGUUUUCCUUGAAACCAAGAUACAUCAGGAAAAAUAGACAAAUUCAAUCUUGAGUGUUGCAGAAGGGAUGUUUUCAAGCAUGUGUCUCAGGUCAUGUAUCCCAAGUGGAUAGAAAUUUAGUCUCCUCGACAAUGAGCCCUUUGUUUGAAAACACUCCCGGUCAAUGUGCCCAUUUGACUGGCUAGAUUUUUCUAUUGGUUUGAACUAAAAGCUUCUCCCCCCUCAUGAU
Messenger RNA from Physcomitrium patens, 4437 nucleotides. Lineage: Eukaryota; Viridiplantae; Streptophyta; Bryopsida; Funariales; Funariaceae. The record is from RefSeq and is a predicted model, not a curated record.